GUGAAUCUUUUUCGAUUUCAUUGAGUUAAGUGAGCUUUUGUGAGAAAAAAUAAACUUUCCCUGGUGAAACAUGUCUGCUUUAGACGUUUGUGUGGUGAGUAACUAUGAAACUGAUAUGGUUACCCAACCCACCCACAAAUAAAAAUGCUUGUCGUCUGUUCACAUUCUCUCCACCUCCAAACAAACUUGUUCCUAUUUAUAAAACGCUUUAUGUCACUCAAUGAUCUAUUCGUGGAGGUCAUGUGCCUUAUAAUCUUUCAUUAAAAUCUAAAACUUCCCCUCCCUCUCUAAACGACUUCUCUUCUCUGCAUGACGUAUGUCUCGGACUGAGGGCUGGAUUGUAUGUAUAGUGUUCAAUGUCCGAGCUUCCAACUGCCAUCAAUCCAAUCAAAUCUGGAAGGAUGAAUUUAAGACCCACCCUACAGUUUUCUAAUUCCAAAAGCCGUUAAACUCUGAUAUACAUAUUAACAUUUAGACAUCUCAACUUACGUUUCAUGGCAACUUGAACGUAUUUAUCUCUUCAGGGUUUAACUUUUGUUCUUUCUCAUCUCUAUCCAAGGAUAAAUUAUACUGUCACCCUGAAAUGUACCAUCUCUCAUGUCAACAGACGGAGCGCCUGUACCUUGACUGAAAAAGUCACUUAAGACAUCAAAGACAUAAAGUUUCUUCAUUGCAGAGAGCUGGCAGAGUCUAAAGAAUUAUUCAAAUAACUUAGUAAUUAAGUAAAGAUAAUAAAAAACGUUAAGCAUGAUAAUAUCAUGUUAUUAUGCAUAAUAUGAAAAUAAAGUUUAGAAUAGCUUUAACACUUGUUAUACUAUCAGCCGUGAUUAUUCUAUUCGGUUCUUUAAAGAGCUGCUUAAUUGCAUUUUGUUUGCCAGGUUGGCUGAAUUGCAGUAAAUGUAGUGAAUGAUCUAGAGGAUAUUUAUGUUGGAAGGGUUGAGAAAACCCCUGUUGGUCUGUACUUUCAUCUCUACCUUUCUCUGAAUGAACAUGAUGAAGAUUAUCCAGUAUUCUUUUUACCAGCCAGACACAUUCCUGUUUGUGAUUAUCUAAUAGGGUCCAGUAGACAAAAAACAGUCGAAGGUGUCCUUCUUACAAUUUUCAAUGCAGAAGGCCCAGUUAUUGGCAUUUGCUUAGUAAAGCAUAUGUUAGGGUCAUUUGAACCAGUCCCUUACAGGAACAUUAUAGACUUAAUGUAAGUUCUGUUUACAACAUUGGUGGCGUAAUAUUGGUUACAGCCGGAAACAAUCAUUCAGACUCGCCUGUUAUGUGAAGAUUAGGAACUGCAUGGUUUGCCAAAGUAUUUCACUUGCUUAGUCAAGUGUGUAAGGUCAUUAUUAUUGAAUUUCAUUGUUGUGCAUGAAUGGGGUGACACUUUGACCUGAGUCUCUCUAUGAGUUUCCUGCUUAUUUCAACUGUCUACAUUAUACCACACCAUCCUGAAAAAACACUGGCCCACCCCUGAGUGCUGUGUGAGUUAAGAUGGCCAGCUGUAGGGUUUACAGCAGUUUAGGAUGAGCUUUAGUUAUCUGACUUUAUCACAGUUCAGAGGUCAUUGAGAGCUAGAUGGUCAUUAAAUUAAGAGUUUGACUCCCUCAGGGUCCGAUCAAAUUUAUUCAUACUGUCUCUAAUUGACGGAUAUGACAAGAAGAUAUUCGCCUCUGGCUAGUGUUGUGACAGCACACACAUAUGACGCAAGAAGGAUUAUGUUCAUGUAAUUCUGGUCAUGUUAAGAGUUUACCACCACGUAGUCUGUGUUCAUCAUGUGCUAUUGUACCAAUCUUUAGCGCAACCUGAUGUCAUUCUGACACGUACUGUAAUUUCCACUUGUAGUAAAUUUAAUGCAAUGUUCAUGAAAUGCACCAUUCUCCUGGUGCUAUUGAUUAUUAAGGUUGUUAAGAUAGAUACUGUAUACACACGCGCACACACACAUAUACUGUAGAAUGUCUCAACAUCCUAUUUUCAGGUUAAAAUGAAGCUCUCCACUCAAAACCAUUAAAACUUUGUGAAAAAGCAAAUAUUUUCCCCAACGAUGACACACAAGUCCUCCGAAACACUCAUACUGCGACAUAGUCUCAGACGCUGGUGAGAUCAAUUCAAAACACUAUUCUUGAAUCCCAAUAAGAGGUUUAAGCAACAGAGUAAUUUGACAGCUCAGUGUCUAUUACAAUAUACAACCUAAAAGAGUGCCGAAUGAGCAAAAUGUAAAGUUGAGCUUUAGGGAAAAUUAAACUGCUUUUACUUACAUGACAGUAGAUGAAGUUGACAAGAACUAAAAAAAACAAUGAUAUUGCAAAUGCAACACAAUAUAGAACAGAAGUGCAUAAAUCUAUAAAUAAACAUGGUAUCCUAUGCACCUUUGGCCAAUUUUCGUUAAAGGAUACUACAGCAAUUUCUUGGUCAUCUGACAAAAGAUUUUUUGUUAGUAGUAGUCUUUAAAGAGCACGUUCCCCGCAAUCCCAUUUUCAACGUUUAGUUAGUGUGUAAUGUUGCUGUAAGAGCUUAAACAAUACCUGCAAAAGGAUAAAGCUCAAAGUUCAGAGAUAUUGUCUUUAACAGAAUUUGCUUUUAUGGGACUACAGAGAACUGCUGGAUCGGACUACAGUCCUCUACUUCCCGGGUACAUGAUGUCACUAUUCCGAGUGCUUUUAAUAUCCUCCGCCCAAAGGAAUAAGCCAAAAAAGGGGUGAGGCCUUCCUUAGAGAAGAGGAAGAUCUGCUGGAGUAGUGUUCGGUUAUUAGAGAUUUCUAAACAUUUGACUGAGCUAAGCUACUUUCACUUUCAUCACAGUCUUACAGCUGGUAAUAAGAAUUCAGCUAUACAUUCUAAGAUAACCAACGGUCAAAUCACAGCUUCCAUGACUUUAACAUUGGCUGUUAAAGCUGUUCUGUGUAAUACACUGAUGUUGUGUGUGUGAUGGCAUACCUCUGUCUAAAAAUCUUCUAUGAAACGUCCUUUGAAGUCCUGCUUGCAAAUGUCUCCUAGUCAAUCUGCUUGUUUUACUAUCCAACUCUGGUCCAAUAUAAAAAGGCAAAACUAACGCUUCUGUUAAUUAAUAUAACCAGUCUCACGCCAUUCGGUCCGGGGUCAUUUCCCUCGCCAUAGUAGGGAAAAAAUUGCGAUCUCUAACAAAGAUUGACAUUUGCACGUCAACUAGCAGACCUCCGUUACAGUUCGAUCGAUCCACAUGUUAUUAACUGAUAAAGUGAAGUUGACGCCAUUGUUACUGUUAAUUGCUCAAAGCCAAAGUUUUUUGAAUACACGUGCACUGAGAGGCUGAUAUGUUAUGGGUGGGACAUCUUCAAACACACACUCUAAGCGGGGACCCAAUCCAACAGACCGGGUCAGCUUUAACAAUCAAAGCAUUUUAAAUGGUGAUCAGUUUCAUGAAUUGUAAAUGUAAAUGCAAAGUUAAAUGUACGAUAUUUAUGUUUUCGGAGUAUAAACCCCAAGAAGCAAAAUCACCAGUCUCCCACGGAGUAAGCCAGUGGCGACAGUGCCAAGAAACCAGAACUCCACCAAACUUAGGAUAUGGAGGAUAAAACCUUGGGAGAGACCAGACUCAAUCAGGAGAAACAGUUCUCCUCUGACAUGUAACACUGCUGCAACUUCAAAGAGAAUGAAUACUGUAAGCCAUGAGAUUCAACAGAAAUAUAUAUGUGUGAAAAGAGAGCUUGUGGGAAUAGAAAUUUUUUUUACAGCUCUGUCCCAUAUUACACUGGCUUUGGUUUCCUUUAGGUUGUGGCUGUAGUCAUCAGAAGGUAGUAGAAGCAUGAGCAUCUGGUUGAACUGAGAUGAGCAUCAGGCCAGAUCCAGAGCUGGGACUGACAGCCUCUGGUGUUCUCGGGAACCCGACAAACUGUCAAGCUGCUCACAGAAACUGAAAUAAAAUAAAACCGUAUGAUGCGGUGCUGUGAGUGCGGGGCAUCCCUGUCACACUGGUACUAUGAAAAGGAUGGCCGUCUCUUCUGUAAGAAGGAUUACUGGGCUAAAUUCGGAGAGCUGUGUCACGGAUGUUCGGAGCCCAUCACCACUGGACUCAUUAUGGUUGCUGGAGAACAGAAGUACCACCCGGAAUGCUUCACGUGUCUAAACUGUCAAGCUUUUAUAGGAGAUGGAGACACAUACGCUCUGGUGGAGCGCUCCAAACUUUACUGUGGUCACUGUUAUUAUCAGACCAUCGUGACACCUGUCACCCUGCCCGAAUCUCCGUGCUCUAGGAUUCCUCACACAGUCACUCUGUUGUCCAUUCCCCCCUCCACCGAUGGCAAGCGUGGAUUCUCUGUGUCCAUAGAUCAGGGGCCGAGUCCCAACAGAUACUGCUCCGACCACACUGUCAGAGUCACAAAGGUGGACUCUGAAUGCGUCAGUCCAGAUGUGAAGAACUCUAUUCAUGUUGGUGAUCGGAUACUCGAGAUCAAUGGCACCCCGAUUCAGAAUGUUCCUCUAGAUGAGAUUGAUUUGCUUAUUCAGGAAACCAGUCGAUUGCUGCAGCUAACUAUUGAACAUGAUCCACAUGACCUCGGGCAGCCUAUGGACCAGACCGACGGCCCCACGCCCCUUUCUGAGGGGUCUAGUCCCGUCACCCCCAUCACACGACCCCCGAGUCAGGAGCUCAAUAACCUACGGUCACGCAUGAUCACGCGCAGCUACAGUAUUGACAAAUCCCCCAGCUCCAGUAACACGCCAUCGCCAAUGUCUCUGAGGAAAGACAUCGGCCGUUCAGAGUCACUGCGAGUCAUGUCCAACCACAUGCACCGAAUAUUCAGAGCCUCUGACCUGAUCCAUGGAGAGGUGCUUGGGAAGGGCUGCUUCGGCCAGGCCAUAAAGGUUACUCACAGGGAGACAGGGGAGGUGAUGGUAAUGAAGGAGCUCAUUCGCUUUGAUGAAGAAACACAAAGGACGUUCCUUAAAGAGGUGAAAGUAAUGAGAUGUUUGGAUCAUCCUAAUGUCCUGAAGUUCAUCGGUGUCCUCUACAAAGACAAACGGCUCAAUUUCAUUGCCGAAUACAUCAAAGGAGGGACACUGAGAGAAAUAAUCAAGAAAAUGGAUAGCAGUUAUCCGUGGAAACAGAGAGUCAGUUUUGCAAAGGACAUCGCCUCUGGCAUGGCGUACCUGCACUCCAUGAACAUCAUCCAUCGAGAUCUCAACUCGCACAACUGUCUGGUCGGAGAGAACAACAGUGUGGUGGUGGCAGACUUCGGUCUGGCCCGGCUCAUGGUGGAAGAGAAAACCCAGGACAAACUGACGUCCGGACAGGUGCCCACUGUAAAGAAGGCAGACCGGAGGAAGAGGUACACUGUGGUGGGAAACCCGUACUGGAUGGCUCCUGAAAUGAUCCACGGAAAGAGGUAUGAUGAGAAGGUCGACAUCUUUUCCUUCGGCAUCAUACUGUGUGAGAUUAUAGGGCGGGUAAAGGCUGACCCUGACUAUUUGCCCCGGGCGAUGGAUUUCGGGCUGAACGUGAAGGGUUUUCUGGAUGAGUUUUGCCCUGCCGAAUGCCCAACCUCUUUCUUCCCCUUGGCGGUUCUGUGCUGUGACCUGGACGCUGAGAAAAGGCCUGCGUUCACUAAGCUGGAGGCUUGGUUGGAGAACCUGAACAUGCAUUUGGAAAUGGGUUUGCAUUUGGUGUCAGAGCUGAAACACAUUCACAGUGACUUCUGGCAGAAACAAUUACCCAGCAAGCACGAGCUGCACACCCAUCUGGAGCAGCCGGAGUAACCUGUGAUCUCUGAUGAGCCCCUGAUGCUCUUCACAGAAGACAAUGCUGACAGAGGGCCAGCGAGGGCGGUCAAAUCUUAUGCUUAAACAUUUCCUUGAAGACUUGGAGGUCCAUUCCAUUGCUGGGUUGAUUGGUCGAUGGUCACACACACCGGGCUGAAGAAAUUCAGGCAUCAAAUCAUUUCACAACACAUUGCUUGUGUGUCAAUACCAAACGGCAAUGCCAUGACAGUUUGUAUCUGUUACCAUAAAAGUUUCAGUUGAAAGGCUUUCGCUGUCAACUGUUGUAAACAGGCGUUUUGAGUGGCGCUCAUGUCCGUUGCAGAACCUCUGCGUUACAACAUCAGAAACUUAAUUGUGGUUCAUCCGUCAUAAUGCAUUCAAAAAUGCAUGUCUGAAAAUUGUUGUGUGAAAGGUCAGACUUAUGCCGCAUAACUUCAACAGUCAAUCUAGUUUCAUCUCGUUAUUGUAAUUAGAAGCAAUUUAUUGAGUAUUUAGAACGCCUGUUUUUUGCAUUCUCUACGUUAGGUAAAUUCAGUAGUCAUUUCAUGAAAACCAACAGUGUUGGUUCUGGUAGUAUUCUACAUCUGUUCCGGCACGGUGAUGUCGGGCACGUUCUAGGGCUGUGCAAAAAUAUACAUAAAGCAAACAUCACAAUAUUUCUUUCAAGAUAUUCCAAAUUCUAUCGCUAGGCCUACGUAUUUUUUUAAUCAUGUACACCAGGCCAUUGUCUUAAAAGCGCGUGUGCAUUGCUCUCCAGCAUUCAGAGCUAACAUGUGGGUGCACUUUAAAAAUAAGUCUGGAAGUAAUAAAUCUAAUGAAACAAAGUUUGUGGGUAAGCACUCAGUCACAUUUGUGAUUCAAUGCACAUUUAUGCUACACUCUCGUUUGGCACGACCCAGUUUAGGAACCUCUACUCUAGAGGUCUAUUUAACGCAUCACAAUAUAUUGGAUUGUGAACAUCUAGCAUGAGGUCCUUUCCAAUACACAGCCCUAGCACGUACUUUGGUGUAAAUUUCUAUAUGUAAUAUAUAUUGUAAAUGUUUGACAUAUUGUAUAUGUGCGGGAAUUAUUUUGUAUACAGAUCCCAUAUAAGCAUAUUUUUUAUUUGUACAUAUGCUAAAAGACCCUCGACUACAGAACCUGAGAGAGGUCACUUUAAAUUUAAUUAAAUUUUAGUGGCUUAACAUUUGUGUCGACAAAAAAAAGAAAAUGAAAUACACAUGUCUAAGGCAUUUACAGAUCUUUAGUGAUUAACUGAUCCUUUGUCGGAGUGAAUCUCACAAAAACAUGUCUGUGCCAAAUAUUUCAGUAAAGUUAAAUAUUUUUUUUGCAUUUCCUGGCAAUGGAUGAAAUUUUACAGCUAUGAAAAUUUUCACCAAAAAACAUGCUUUAGUUUCUUUUAUUUUGGACUGCGGUGGUUCACUUGAUCACUGUUACAAAUUUUCUGCAUCUUACCAUUUUCUGCAGUUUAUUGUGAACCGUUGCAAAAAUGCUGUAGGAGCCCUCGUUUACACAACCCUACUGCCUGUAAAUACCUUACACAAAAUACUUCCCCUUAACACUUUUCCUUACUUUUUCCGGAGACACUCUGCAUGAAGUCACUCGUCAAGUGUCACACCCUCCAAUCCAAGUCCAGCUAUCCUCGUAAUGAUGAGCAAAUGUUCUUAAUAAUAAAGAAACAGAGGAGGACAGCAAGGAAAGCAUGUGCAUAGAUGAAAGUCAAAGACCAUUCAAAGAAAAACAACCUUAAUUUCUCAAUAGAACCACUAUUAUAUCUGUUAGAAAAUUAUUUUAUUUGCACUAUGUGAAGAAGGGGCUACCUCAGAAGCCUUUACAUUUUUAGAACUGAGAUUUUUGUAAAUAUGAAUGAAAGUCACUGAUUGAGCCUUUUGUGAAGUUUGGCCCCCAUCUCCUGAGCAGAUAGCCGAUAACAUGACAGACUGGAGAUUUAGCUAAUAUUAGUCGAUUUGAAUGUGUGCAUUGGCUUGAUUCAGAUUCAUGGGAUUAAUUGCCAUAUUUAAGCACUGCCUUCUUUAGUUUAAAGCAGCACAUGGCCUGAUCUUGCUCAUAUACAGUACCGAUAGUUACCUGUUAAAAAGCCAUUUCACAUCUCCAUUUUGUCUUUAACCAAACAAAAAAGACACCACACACAUUAAUUUCAGUAGCGUGUCUGUGUGUGAGAAAGGCUACUCGGGAGUGUGGUCACACUACUGCCUAUCGAGGAGUUUUUGUUUUGACGCUUCCUAACAGUUAAAUCUUGUCAAGUAAGCUUGAAUGAAUCGCCGCUAGCCUGUACCGUAAAAGAGCACUUAAAUGAUGUAGUCUAGCUUUGAACAUUUAUAAGUCCAACUCAGGGCACCAGAACUGGAAAAGAAGGUCAUGGCAUAGAUGGAAAUCAUAGUAGAAUGUGAUGACAGAUUUGUACAUGCAACAAGAGUUGAACAGUUCAUAAACAACAAUGUGUUUGCCAUGUACCCUGAACUUUUGCGAAAAUGUCACGCACGUUUUCGGCAGACAUGAAUGAAUGCUUAAACAAUGGUUUUACCUCUCGAUAUUGCUGUGCCUUGGUUUUAUGCUAGCCUUUCCAACAAUUUGUAGUGCGUUUUCAGCCUGAGGAGUUGAUUUUGUUUUAUUGUCACUGCUUAGAGCAUAUGUUUUAAUGAGAAUUCCUUGUUUUUUAUAUAUUUAUAUUUUCCAAGUCUCCAUUGUCUCCAUUGUCAAGUUGAAUAUUUCAGGUACCCAGUUUUGUUUGUUUCCUGUAAUUUAAUGUUGUUAUUAAAGCUGUGAAAAUUACUCUGCACUUUAAACAUACUGGCUGUGAACGACCAAUAUUCAAGAAGGCGACUGUAAUUCAUUAAACUGAUGAUCCUGAUCUUAA
Triplophysa dalaica is the source of this 8602-nucleotide messenger RNA. It is a transcript of the gene limk1a, whose product is annotated as LIM domain kinase 1a. Lineage: Eukaryota; Metazoa; Chordata; Actinopteri; Cypriniformes; Nemacheilidae. Gene Ontology annotation, molecular function: protein serine/threonine kinase activity; ATP binding; protein binding. Gene Ontology annotation, cellular component: nucleus; neuron projection; cytoplasm. Bases 3901 to 5721 code for a protein of 606 amino acids. Gene Ontology annotation, biological process: actin cytoskeleton organization; protein phosphorylation; positive regulation of stress fiber assembly. The transcript has 15 exons. The record is from RefSeq and is a predicted model, not a curated record.